AUGGAAUUAUGUAAGGAUAUUCUUACAAAUGAACAAGAACAACAACAAUCUGAAACAAAUCCUAAAUCUUUAUUUGGAGACCCUUUCUCUGCUAGCAACAAACAUCAAAAUUCCUCUUUUGAUGAUCAAUCCUAUUUUGCUAAUAUAUUAAACAACGCUAUUCUUGAUGCUGACGAAAUUAAAUCUAAAUCUAAAAGAGUGGUUAUUGAACGUGCUCCAGACAACACAGACAUCAUUAAUAUUGCUAAAAAAUUGCGGCUGAUUGUGGAGUGUCAGAAGAUUUGUUGGAAAACGAAAUUCAUCGUCAUCCGCGUGAGUCUAAAGAUGUUAUAA
Messenger RNA from Meloidogyne enterolobii, 333 nucleotides. Lineage: Eukaryota; Metazoa; Nematoda; Chromadorea; Rhabditida; Meloidogynidae. The record is from the annotation of a GenBank genome assembly.